This is a messenger RNA of Arabidopsis lyrata subsp. lyrata, 825 nucleotides long. RefSeq names its product huntingtin-interacting protein K. The transcript is spliced from 4 exons. The record is from RefSeq and is a predicted model, not a curated record. Lineage: Eukaryota; Viridiplantae; Streptophyta; Magnoliopsida; Brassicales; Brassicaceae. Bases 228 to 575 code for a protein of 115 amino acids. Gene Ontology annotation, biological process: protein stabilization; negative regulation of apoptotic process.
CUCUCUCGCUCACCGCAAAAUCAACCUAAUAAACCGGACUUCGGUUCGGUUUUGGUAUUGCGUAGCCGGUUUGGUUACAGCCUCACCCGAUAGAAUCAGCCUUUAGGGUUUCUAACACGUCGAAGCUAGAAACACUUUCGAACCUGAAAAUCUCUGUUGCCGGAGACUUCAUUCACCGAAACUCAAAGAGGAAGAAAGAGAGAGAGAUAAGAGAAAAGUUAGAAGCAAUGGAGGGAGCAGAGGAAGCUGGGGCUGAGAUAGCGGUUGAUUCAAAGGACUUGCAGCAACAAAGCAAAGCUUUCGACAAGCUCACCGAUCGUGUCGAGGAUCGCCAGCUCGAUUCCUCUCGUGUUCAAUCGGCUAUGGCUUCGAUUGCUGCUUCUAGGGAGGCUGAUCUGAAUGCUAAGAGGUUGAGGGAGAAAGAACUGGCCUCUGUGAAGAUCAAUCCUGCAGAUGUUGAGUUUAUUGUAAACGAACUCGAGGUAGAAAAGAAUGUGGCGGAAAGAACUCUAAGGGAGUACAACGGUGAUGCGGUUGCUGCGACUAGGGAAUUGCUUUCACGAUAUCCUCUAUGAUGGACCAGGAUUAUUUAUUACUUCCAAGGUUUUUGGUUUGUUUGAGGGGUUGAGAGCAAGUCUCCUAAUAUUUAACUGAGUUGAAAUUGUCUAUUGCUGAAUCAGUCUCUCUGAGAAGCCCUGAAUACAGAUACAAUAGAUUUUGUGUUUCAAUCUGAAGUUUGAAGUUUCAAUCUUAUUAUCAGGAGUUUAAGAGUGUUGUUCCUCGUUAACUUGGUCUUGGAGCUAUAAAAAGCCUGUGGGAUAAUCA